This is a messenger RNA of Sorex araneus (European shrew), 948 nucleotides long. Its product is annotated as olfactory receptor 56A3-like. Gene Ontology annotation, biological process: G protein-coupled receptor signaling pathway. NCBI's taxonomy places the organism in Eukaryota, Metazoa, Chordata, Mammalia, Eulipotyphla, Soricidae. The record is from RefSeq and is a predicted model, not a curated record. The transcript has a single exon. Bases 1 to 948 code for a protein of 315 amino acids. Gene Ontology annotation, molecular function: G protein-coupled receptor activity; olfactory receptor activity. Gene Ontology annotation, cellular component: membrane.
AUGCUGUCCUAUAGCAACAGUUCCCUCUCUGUUGAAGUCUCUGCGUUCCUCCUGAAUUGUUUCGUCAGGGACCCCAUCUGGCAGCGCUGGCUGUCCUGGCCCCUCACUCUGCUUUUCCUGCUGGCCAUGGGGGCCAAUGCCACCCUCUUAAUUACUAUCUGGUUGGAGGCGUCUCUGCACGAGCCACUGUAUUACAUGCUCAGCCUCCUCUCUCUGCUGGACAUUGUGCUCUGUCUCACUGUCAUUCCCAAGGUCCUGGCUAUCUUUUGGUUUGACCUCAGGUCCAUCAGCUUCUCGGCAUGUUUCAUUCAGAUGUUCAUCAUGAAUAACUUUCUGCCCAUGGAAUCAUGCACCUUCCUAGUCAUGGCCUAUGACCGCUAUGUGGCCAUCUGCAAACCUCUUCGUUAUUCAUCCAUAAUCACUGACCAAUUUGUGGCAAAAGCUGCUGUCUUCGUCCUCCUCAGGAAUACAUUAAUGACUGCGCCUAUUCCCAUCCUCUCUGCCCGGCUCCAUUAUUGUGGAAAACAUAUCAUUGAGAACUGUAUCUGUGCCAACCUCUCCGUGUCCAAGCUCUCCUGUGACAAUGUGACCCUUAACAAAAUCUACCAGUUAAUUGCAGCCUGGAGUCUUAUAGGUUCUGAUCUUGUCCUCAUUUUUCUUUCCUAUACCUUCAUUCUUAAAGCUGUCCUUAGACUCAAGGCAAAAGGAGCAGCGGCCAAAGCACUGAGCACAUGUGGCUCCCACUUCAUCCUCAUUCUCUUCUUCAGCACUAUCCUGCUUGUUUUUAUCUUUACACACAUGAUCAAGAAAAAGGUUUCUCCUGAGAUCCCUGUGUUACUCAAUGUUUUGCACCAUGUAAUUCCUGCAGCUCUCAAUCCCAUUGUCUAUGGGGUACGGACCCAAGAAAUUAAGCAGGGGAUUUGGAAAUUACUAAAGAGGGGUAGGUGA